Molecule: messenger RNA, 770 nt
Organism: Pezoporus flaviventris
Lineage: Eukaryota; Metazoa; Chordata; Aves; Psittaciformes; Psittacidae
Product: epidermal differentiation-specific protein-like
Exons: 2
Coding region: 138-668 (176 amino acids)
Biological process (GO): visual perception; lens development in camera-type eye
Molecular function (GO): structural constituent of eye lens
Source: RefSeq, a predicted model, not a curated record
AAUCACAGAAGCACCAGGCUGAACGAAGGAAGUGCCACCAAUUCCCCCUGUCCAAGAAGCCAACAUCAAGGUUGUCAUCCAGCUCCUGAAGCAAGAAAUCUGAGCUAUUAUAGAAGUCCUACUGGACAAGGAGGAAGAUGGGGAAAAUCAUCGUUUAUGAGCAUGCCCACUUCCAGGGUUAUUCCAAAGAAUUCACCAGUGACAUUGCCAAUCUAAAAGAUGUAGAUUGGAAUGAUUGUAUCUCUUCAGUGAGAGUAAUUGGCCAGCCUUGGGUGGCUUAUGAGCACGCCAAUUAUACAGGCCAGUUAGUGGUAUUUGAGGAGGGAGAACAUAAUUUUGUUGGGCAUAAGAUGAAUGAUAAGAUCACUUCUCUGCAGAUGAUCACUGAAAAUCUGCACAAUCCCCAGAUCACUCUCUAUGAACAUGUCAAUUAUCAAGGGAAGCGCAGGGUGAUAACAGAAGCAACCAAUCUAAGUAGGGGACAUGAUAAUGACAUCGUGUCUUCUCACAAAGUGCAGAGAGGUGUCUGGCUGCUGUGUGAACACGGCGAUGGGAGUGGUUUUCGUUACAUUGCGCGAGAAAACGAACACCUUCCAAGUUAUGGGAUCAUCGAUUUCAACGACAAGCUUUCAUUCCUGCGUCCCCUUCUCCCCGGCAGGAGCUAUUAGACUGCAAAUCCUGCAGUGCUAAGGGAAGCAGCAGCAUCAGCAAGAAAUCCGAGACCUAGGCCUCUGUCUAUGUUUGUAUUGCUGGUUGUAGAGCUUUCACAC